AUGUCUUCCCACGACUCUGUCGUUUCUUCUAACCGUCGGUCUAAACGGGGUCGGGUUCAGGUUUCACCUACCAUUGACAAUACUUUGUCAACUGUAGACGUUGGCAUUCCUGCACCUGUUUCUUCUGCCCGUUCUGCCACUAGUGCUCCCCCCAAAAAAAGGGUCCGACGAGGUGAUCCCCUUGACUCGCUCGAUCCUCGUUCUCCAUCUGUCCCUGCUCCCGGAGAGUCUGCUUACUCCUUGCUUCCGCCCGUCACCGUGUCUCAUCCGUCUGGUGUCGCGUAUCAACAGCUGCGUCACCGUGUGUCCUAUGGUGAUCUCACUCCUGAGGAGAUCGUGGCCGUCCUACAUCAGAGGCGCAUUGCUGCUGCGGAUCCCCGUGGUCUCGCUCCCUCGCCGGUGGCCGCAGAUCCUUCCUUCGGGAUUGCUCCUUUUACACAGGCUGAGAGUGCCAAUGUGGACGACGAUGAAGGUUCGGAAUGUGGCAAUCCAUUCGUGGACGAUAUCGCUGAAGAAAAAAGUAGUGGGUCCCCUUCCUCGGAAUCUGAGGAUGAGGCUGGUGACGAUGUCGCUGACCCUUCUGAGUCUGGUCCUGUUGAUAUUGAGUCUCGUCUUCCCGUCCCUGGGACCUGGGAGUCUGACCAUCAUGCCGACGGUGUUCGUAUGUCUGCGCGUGUCAGGACCAAGACUACGAAGGGCGAGUAUGUUAAAACAUUGCUGGCUUCUGGUUUAACCGAAGAACUCGCUUUCGAUGAUGACGUCCACAACGAUCCUUCCGUUGCCAUUACAUCAAAGAAGUUGAAGCGUCCCCAUGCUGUCAUUCCAUCUGCAUCUGUUGAUGUACCUGAUACUUGUGCCCCUGCAUCUGCUUCAUGCCUAUCUGGUUCGCCCAGGUCAUCUGCGCCGUCCACUGAAGUGUAUCUUGAGGACCUCGGGUACCCGCCUGUUCCUGUAUCUCGACCUUCAAAAAAAGGACAUACCCGUGUCAGUAAGGUCAAAAAGACGUCUGUUCCACCUGACCAAGCUACCCUGCACGUGGUUGCUAAUGUGGCAGCUUCUCUACAUGCUGACGCAACCCCUUAUACGCUUGAGAAGACUCUGGUUUCUGGUUGUGAAGGUGAAGCCUAUCUUCGUGCCAACUAUAGUGCUUGUUGCUGA
Desarmillaria tabescens is the source of this 1158-nucleotide messenger RNA. RefSeq lists its product as uncharacterized. The record is from RefSeq and is a predicted model, not a curated record. The transcript has 11 exons. The coding region runs from base 1 to 1158 and encodes 385 amino acids. Lineage: Eukaryota; Fungi; Basidiomycota; Agaricomycetes; Agaricales; Physalacriaceae.